GGCGGCGGGGGUCCCGUCCCGUCCCUGUCCCCGUCCCUGACCCUGUCCCCGUCCCCUUUCCUCGGCCCCGGUUCCGCUCCCAGUCCCGGAAAAGCCCAUCCCGGUCCUCAUUUCCCGGUUCCCCUCGGUCCCGUUCCUCGGUCCCGGUUCGCAAUCCCGGUUCUUGAUCGCGGGUCCCACUCCCGGUUCACGAUCCCGGUUGCGGCCCUGGUCCCCGCUCGCGGUCCUUGACCCCUGACGCGCUCUGCCGUGCCCAGUUCCCCAUCCCGCCCCUCCAUUCCGGUCCUUGUUCGCACUCCGGUCCCUCCCCGUGUCCCGGGGCCCCCGGGUGAGUCACCGGCACCGGCGGGGGGGCGGCUCUGAGCGCCCGUCCCGUUCCAGCCCCGCUCGCCGGGGAUGCGCAGCGCGGCUCGGAGCUCUCCCGGCGGCGGGCGCUGAGCUCCGGGAUGGCGAUGGACACCGGCACCGGGGCCGCGCUGGCCUGGAGCCCCGCGGCGGCCGCGCAGCCCCCGCCCGGGCUGGCCGUGAAGCUGGGCUCGCUGGUGCUGCUGCUGCUGCUGCCCCUCGCCUGCGGCCUCGCGCCCCUCUGGUGCUUCCGACGGCCCCCCGACCCCCGCAGCCCCGUGCUCAGCCUGGUGAGCUGCUUCUCGGGCGGGGUUUUCAUGGGCACCUUCCUGCUCGACCUGCUGCCCGACUACCUGGGCAGCAUCGCCGCCGCGCUCGAGGGGCUGCGCGUCACGCUGCAGUUCCCGCUGCCGCAGUUCAUCCUGGCCAUGGGCUUCUUCCUGGUGCUGGUGCUGGAGCAGGCGACGCUGGCGCAGCGCGAGCUGCCCGAGCGCCCCGAGGAGGAGUCGCGGGCGCUGCUGCCCGGCGCCUCCAUCCAGGCCCCGGCCCCGGCGGCUCGCGGGGCGCUGCGCGCCGCGGCGCUGGCGCUGGCGCUGGCGCUGCACGCCGCGCUGGAGGGGCUGGCGCUGGGGCUGCGCGAGGGCGAGGCGGCCGCGCUGCGCGUGCUGCUGGCCCUGCUGCUGCACAAGGGCGCCGUGGCCUUCGGGCUGGCGCUGGAGCUGCUGCGCAGCCGCCUGCGCCCGCCCGCCGUGGCCUCGUGCGUGGCGCUGCUGGCGCUCAUGUCCCCGCUGGGCGUCGGCGUGGGCACGGCGCUGGCGGCGGGCGCGGGGCCGCGGCAGCGCCUGUGCCGGGCCGUGCUGGAGGGGCUGGCGGCCGGCACCUUCCUCUUCGUCACCUUCCUGGAGAUUCUGCCGCAGGAGCUGGGCGCGCCCGGGAACCGCAUCCCCAAGGUCAUCCUGAUCCUCGGCGGCUUCGCCUUGGUCAGCGCCAUCCUCUUCGUCAAGGGGUGAGGGUGGCCCGGCCGGGAGGAUCCCGUGGGAUUCGCGUCGUCCUUUCCGAAGUGCCAAAGUGCCUCUCGCAUCGCCGUGCCUCAGUUUCCAUCGCCGUGCCUCAGUUUCCCCUGUCUAAACUGUCCUCUUUCCCAGGGGCAGACCCCGCCAGGCCUGGGAUCCCCCCCAUUCUCGCUCCUGGGAUUACUUGUGUCCCACCCUGCGCCCCCCGUUCCGAAGUGCCAAAGUGCCUCUCGCAGCGCCGUGCCUCAGUUUCCCCACCUGCACAAGGGAUCGGUGCUGUCCCCCCCCCCAAUAACCACAAGUGCCCUUACGGACUCCCCCGGAUUUGGGGGUGUUGGAUGAAGCAAAUAAAGGACUGAAC
Passer domesticus (house sparrow) is the source of this 1719-nucleotide messenger RNA. RefSeq names its product solute carrier family 39 member 1 (gene SLC39A1). The record is from RefSeq and is a predicted model, not a curated record. Bases 447 to 1355 code for a protein of 302 amino acids. Gene Ontology annotation, molecular function: zinc ion transmembrane transporter activity. Gene Ontology annotation, biological process: zinc ion transmembrane transport. NCBI's taxonomy places the organism in Eukaryota, Metazoa, Chordata, Aves, Passeriformes, Passeridae. The transcript is spliced from 3 exons. Gene Ontology annotation, cellular component: plasma membrane.